Messenger RNA from Eleginops maclovinus (Patagonian blennie), 942 nucleotides. RefSeq names its product protein CEBPZOS-like. NCBI's taxonomy places the organism in Eukaryota, Metazoa, Chordata, Actinopteri, Perciformes, Eleginopidae. The record is from RefSeq and is a predicted model, not a curated record. The transcript is spliced from 4 exons. Bases 86 to 337 code for a protein of 83 amino acids.
UUAUACCAACCGAGCUUCCGUACUUGGAAAGUAGCAGCAGUUAGCUUCUAUUGCACAACUCAAGGACACCUGCCAACAUUUCACGAUGUCUCCCAACCCAACGUCGCUGGCUCCUCUGGCUAAGAAGCUGAUGAAGGGAGUGAUCGUGGUGGAGCUGCUGGGCUUCUUCGGGGCGUACGGCCUCUUUCACAAGAUGAACGACAGUCAAGAUUUCAGGAGCACCAUGAACAGGAAGUUACCGUCCAUUCUGGAAGUUUACUACCAGUCCAACGAGUGGGCGGGGGUCCACGGCGUCCGGGAGAAAGACCUCGCCGCCUGGUCGGUCGAACAGGACUGAACAUGUCCCUCAAUAAAAACCUCCACUAUCACACGGCAGCUGCUACUUCUUCCUCUUCCCGAAGGUCUUCCCUCCCGCCCUGGGUCGCCCGAAAGCCUUCCUCUUGUUGAACAUGGUCUUCUUCUUCCGCAUCGUCUUGGCGUCGCGGCCCUGCAUCCAGUCGUCUCGGUUAGCCUCCCACUUCAGCUGCUUCUGGCCUGGGGGAGACAGGAAGUCAGAACAGACAGGAAACUCAACGUCUCUGGUUUUAUAGAUCAAGUGUGACUAAGAUCUAAUAUUUAUGCACAUGUUUAAAGUAGGGAUGCACCAAUGAAUCAUUUUUCUGCUGAUGUUUUAUUUUUAACUUUUCCACUUUUGUGCCAGGAAAACAUCGACUGUUUUUCAAGCCUACAUCAGAAUCUGUUUUAAUGCCAAGUGGGUUUACAUAAGAAGAAUUUGCUUUGGUAUAAGGGGUGCAUUCAGAGACCCAUAAGAAUAAGUAACAUAAAUAAAGUCUAAUAAAAUAGGACAAGACACUCUACUUAUGUGGAGCGUUAUGCUAAUUUACAAAGGAGGGCGCAUGGAGCAGAAAUGUGCACUAAAGCUAUGAUAAACUACCUUUGAAU